This is a messenger RNA of Cannabis sativa, 1326 nucleotides long. RefSeq lists its product as uncharacterized. The coding region runs from base 728 to 1240 and encodes 170 amino acids. The transcript has a single exon. NCBI's taxonomy places the organism in Eukaryota, Viridiplantae, Streptophyta, Magnoliopsida, Rosales, Cannabaceae. The record is from RefSeq and is a predicted model, not a curated record.
UUUUUUUAAUAACAUUAUUUUUUUUAUUUGUUAUUUAUAUGUUUAGGUUUGCCAUACCAUUUUUUUAGGAAAUCCUAUCACACAGUAUAUUUCUUUAAAGGGAAAAUAUAUACAUUUUUGAAUUUAUUGAGGGAGAAAUAUCACCAUUUCUUUUUCCUGCAAAUUACAAAAUAUCACCAAAUUGUUGAACUUAAUAACUAUUUUUUUAUUAAAAAAAAAAGAAGAAGAAAUAAAAUACUACAUUUUUUUUUGAAAAAUGUCAUUUUCUCUGCUUGCUUACUCAUAUAAACACGCCAACAUAUGAUUACCAUGUAACCCCAAAUAAUUGAUUAUUUAUUUGUUUAGAAAGAAAGAAAAAGAAAGUUGUUUUUUUUUUUUAAUUAAAUAUAUAAACUGAAAAAUAGUUGGUUAAUUAAUUAAUCAAUUAGGCAAAAAGUUGUGCUUUAUUUAUGGUGAUAUUCUUUUUCAUGGUUGGGAAGUUUAAGACCUGCAAAAAGCAGGAUAUCUUUGGAUGAAUCGAUUAUUUUGUCCAUAAAUCUAAAUGAUCUUCAUCUUUUCCUCUUGGAAAGUUUGAUUCUGUUCAAAUACUCAAUUGGGUCUCUGUUUUUUCUCAAGAAAAUCCCAAGAAAUUUGUUAAAAUAUGAAAAGAAAAGUUCCUUUCUUUAAUCCAUGAAAGUGAUCCUUCUUUGGAAUUUUGCUUUUUGUAAUACCCGUUUGAUAAAGUUUGAUGUCUGUGCGAGAUAAGGAGAUCGCAACCGUUGAUAGGUGUGUUGGUGGCGGUGGUGGUGGGAAUGGAGGUGAUGAUGGUGAUGAUGAUGAAGAUGAGAGUGGUGGGGUCCAAGAAAGGGAUGAGCAAAAGCCGAGGAAGAGAGCCAAAGGGCAUGGCUGUUAUGGGUUUUCAAUGAAUUUUGGAAAAGCCAGGAACUUGGUACUUGGUCAAUUCACCAAGACCACAAGAAAACCCUCCAGAAAAACCCAUAUAAAGGCUUCUUAUUCUUCUUCUUCUGUUCUUGUUGCUGCACCAAAUGCUUCUACUUCAUCUUCUUCAGGUAAAGGUUGUUGCUUAUGUAUCAAGAAAUCUGGAACUGGGGAAUCAUCUUUGGGGUCUCAAACUAGUGAUCCCAAUGACCCAACUUUUACUUAUGAUAUGUUGAAAGUUUUGAUUGAGAGGAAUGAUUUUUAUUCGAAAGAAUGCAAUUCCCAUUUAGAUGUUUCUGAAGUUUCAUGUUGCAGAGAAUGAGAGUUAAAUUCAAUAUUUUUCUGUAUUAUAAUUUGUUGUUGAUCAAAAUUUGAUUGGAAGUAAUAACAGUAUAGAAUUUUUCUCAA